GUAUCUGUUUGAAUGAUAAAGCACAGUUCAUAUUAGUUUAAAUAAAAUAUUCUACAAUGUUAGUUAAUCAACUAAAUACCGCUGUAAGCUCUUUGAGUGGCACUCCUCCUUAAAAACUAUAUAAUUUGUCCACUUAACAACAAAUAAAUUUGUAUAAGAAUGUCAAGGGUUUGAACAACUUUGUAUUAAACGUGGCAUCUGUCUUCGGUGUCUACAUGAUAAUAAUGUGAAAAUAAAUAACUAUAUCAUAACAUCAAACACAAAAUGGUAUAGAAAAAAUUGGAUAAAAAAAUAUGUUGUACAUUAUGUUGUUGAUAAGCAGAAGUUCUUUGGCUUUAAUAAAAAUAUAGCAUCAUAAAUAUGAUGCAUUAGCGUUUCCACUUGAGUUGACAGAAAUUUGAAAAAAAAAAUAUUUUUUCUAAAGUAAUGCUCUUUGCGGUGACUACCAUUAAUUCUUGGAAAUUCAUCUAAAGUCAGUUAGACAAAUAAAUUAGUUUUAUUAAUAGAUAAUCUGGUGCAUGAUCGAAGCUUUUUUAAUUUACCAAAUGGCGGCCUCAGGAAAUUUAUUUCUAGAUUUUGCGAAAAACAAAGUUGAUUGUUUAUAAAAAAUCGAAAUAAAAAAUCCUUCGAUCAGGCAUCAAUUUCGAGCUACAGUGGUCACCAGCUCAAAAGAAAUUAUACUUUAAUAAAAUGUAAAUAUACAUUAGAUGUGUUAAAAAGACUACUCCUAACCCCUUAAGGAAAUAGUUUAACAUGUUUAACACGUUUAAGGUUGUUUCUUAUUAUAUGCAUUAUAUUUAUAAAAUUAAAACUCAAAUCUAUUUUCUUUACUAUCAAUUGAAUCACGAAUUGAUGUACAAAUUACAUACCAAUGUAUGGUAUACGCCUAGCUGUGUCAGAGCAUAAAUUAUAAGAUCUUAUGAGAACUUACGAAAUUAAGAAAACGUACGUACGAACGUACGAAAAAAGAAAUUACAAAAAGUUUAAGUUAAAAGACAUAAAAAAAAGUUAAAAGUUUAAUAGAACAUAGUAGUGCAACCUGUUUGAAAGCUAGUUAAGCUAUUAUAAUGUUUCCUCAAACAUCUUCAUUGACUAUAGUCAUAAAUUAUUUUUAUGUAUAUAUAAAUAUUCCACAUACUGUGACAUAACAGACCUUAAUCCAUGCUCUUGCUUUUGACGUGCUAAUUGAUGCUAUUUUUUGCCGUUCACACCGUAAAUGCCUGUUAAACGCUGUUUAAAGGCAGAUUGACUGCUAGGGAAAAUUUAAAAGCCGUUAAAUUGAAUAUUAAGGGGACAUAUAGUUAGUAUAUGCCAAUUAAAAUUCGAAUUACAAUUUGAAGUCUCACUAUAAAGUAAUUUACUUUCCGGUUAUAUAAAUUUUCAGAGUUAAUUUAUGUACCAUAUGUACAUACAUAUAAACAAACAUCAAUGUGCUAAUAUCUAUACUGCAUAUGAAUAGAAAUAAAAACUGAAUUGAAAUCAAAUAUCUGUAUAGAUUGUAAUUCUUUAUCAGUUUAAAACUUAUAUAUUUGUCGUAUUUUACUCAGUUUCUGUCAAGCCCCCAAAACAUCAAGGCACCAAGGUUAUAAUCAAAAAACUUUUAUAUAAAUGUCCAGCAGUGUAACAUACAAGUAUAUAUUUAUACACAUUCUUAAAUAUGUUGAUAAAGCGUUUUAAUUUAUUUGCUUAUCUGUGAACAUUUGCACGUCGAAUAGUCAGUAAAAUUUGUUGUCUCGUGAUGUUAUUAUUUCAGUAGCAGAGCGACUGAACUAAAUUGCACACUUUUAAAAUGGCCUCCGAAGCGUAUCGUGUAGAAUCCGACACAUUUGGCGAACUAAAAGUUCCAGCUGAGAAGUAUUAUGGCGCCCAGACAAUGCGAUCCAAAUUAAAUUUUCCGAUUGGCGGAUCUUCUGAGCGCAUGCCGCAACCGGUUAUUCAAGCGAUGGGAAUUUUAAAGAAAGCUGCCGCUGAGGUGAACAAGGAGUAUGGUCUUGACGCCAAGGUCAGUGACGCUAUUUCGAAAGCUGCUGAUGAUGUCAUAUCCGGUAAAUUGUAUGAAGAUCAUUUUCCCUUGGUGAUUUGGCAAACAGGUUCAGGCACACAAACUAAUAUGAAUGUCAAUGAGGUGAUCAGCAACCGUGCCAUUGAAAUGAUGGGUGGUGAAUUGGGUUCAAAGAGCCCCGUCCAUCCUAAUGAUCAUGUGAAUAAGUCGCAGAGCUCUAAUGACACAUUCCCUACAGCUAUUCAUAUUUCGGUUGCAUUGGAACUCAACAAUAACCUUAAACCUGCCAUAAAAAUUUUGCAUGAUGCUCUUAAAGCCAAAUCUGACGAAUUCAAAGAUAUCAUCAAAAUUGGACGUACACAUACCAUGGAUGCAGUGCCACUGACGUUGGGUCAAGAAUUUAGCGCUUAUGCUCAACAAUUGGCAUAUGCGCUCGAUCGCAUCGAUGCCGCUCUGCCGCGCGUUUACGAAUUGGCUUUGGGCGGUACAGCUGUUGGCACUGGCCUCAACACCCGUAUUGGUUUUGCGGAAAAAUGUGCCGCACGCAUUGCUCAACUUACCAAACUGCCUUUUGUAUCAGCGCCAAACAAGUUUGAAGCCUUGGCAGCACGUGAUGCUAUGGUGGAAGUGCAUGGUGUUUUAAAUACAAUCGCCGUUAGCUUAAUGAAAAUUGGCAACGAUAUUCGUUUCCUUGGUUCAGGUCCUCGUUGUGGCUUGGGUGAACUGAUGCUGCCUGAAAACGAGCCAGGAAGUUCGAUUAUGCCGGGAAAAGUGAAUCCAACUCAAUGCGAAUCACUAACUAUGUUAGCGGCACAAGUUAUGGGCAACCAUGUGGCGGUAACUGUAGGCGGCGCCAAUGGACAUUUCGAAUUAAAUGUUUUCAAACCUUUAAUCGUCUCGAACGUUUUACGUUCCAUUCGCUUGCUAUCUGAUGGCUCACGUACAUUUACCUCCAAUUGCGUCAAUGGAAUACAGGCGAAUCGCGAUCGCAUUGGAAAGAUCAUGGCAGAAUCCUUAAUGUUAGUGACUGCCUUGAAUCCCCAUAUUGGCUACGACAAAGCUGCCAAGAUUGCUAAGACUGCCCAUAAAAAUGGCACCACUUUGAAGGAGGAAGCCAUCAACUUAGGCUACCUAACUGCCGAGCAAUUUGAGCAAUGGGUUAAACCAUCGGAAAUGUUGGGACCAAAAUAAAUAUUGAGAUUUUUACUUUGAUAUUAAAUGUUUGUAUAAGCGAAUUAAAUUCGAACGAUACUGUAAAAUGAUAGUCAUGAUGUGAAACACUAUUUUAAUCUGAACGAAUGAAAUACACAAGAUUGCUAGUACUUAUCUAGUAUAAUACGA
Molecule: messenger RNA, 3343 nt
Organism: Bactrocera oleae (olive fruit fly)
Lineage: Eukaryota; Metazoa; Arthropoda; Insecta; Diptera; Tephritidae
Product: fumarate hydratase, mitochondrial
Biological process (GO): malate metabolic process; fumarate metabolic process; tricarboxylic acid cycle
Cellular component (GO): tricarboxylic acid cycle heteromeric enzyme complex; mitochondrion
Molecular function (GO): fumarate hydratase activity
Source: RefSeq, a predicted model, not a curated record